Molecule: messenger RNA, 1731 nt
Organism: Vigna radiata var. radiata (mung bean)
Lineage: Eukaryota; Viridiplantae; Streptophyta; Magnoliopsida; Fabales; Fabaceae
Product: pentatricopeptide repeat-containing protein At3g29230
Exons: 1
Coding region: 1-1731 (576 amino acids)
Biological process (GO): RNA modification
Molecular function (GO): protein binding; RNA binding
Source: RefSeq, a predicted model, not a curated record
AUGGGUGUUAUGGGGAAACAGGAGCAAGUGCUGUUUGCGGCACUAGAGUCAUGGAAGGAGGUGCAGGAGUUGAGCCAGCUUUUGGUCCAACUGGUCGUUUCUGGCCUCUCCCAACACCCUCUCUUUGCCACCUUAGCCAUCAAGAAACUGUGUUCCCAUUCCCUCACUCUCCCACGCGCCACUUCCUUUUUCGACCAUCUCCACCAUCCCGAUGCGUUUCACUGCAACACCAUCAUCCGCGCCUACACUCGUAAGCCUGAUUUCCCUGCUGCUCUUAGCUUCUACUACCACAGAAUGCUCGCUCGUUCCGUCCUUCCCAACCAUUACACUUUCCCCCUCUUGAUCAAACUUUGUACCGACCUUGGGUCGCUCCGAGAUGGUUUAAAGGGUCAUGCACGGAUUAUUAAAUUCGGCUUCGGGUAUGAUUUGUUCGCUCGGAAUUCUCUGAUUCGGAUGUACUCUGUUUUCGGAAGAGUUACAUUUGCCCGCAUGCUGUUUAACGAAUGUUCUAGGUUGGAUUUGGUUAGUUAUAACUCCAUGGUUGAUGGAUAUGUGAAGAAUGGGGAAAUUGGUGCCGCUCGCCAGUUGUUUGAUGAAAUGCCUGAGAGGGAUGUUUUAAGUUGGAAUUGCAUGAUUGCGGGGUAUGGGGGAAUUGGGGAUUUGGGUACUGCUAAUGAGUUGUUUGAGACAAUGCCUGAGAGGGAUGUUGUUUCUUGGAAUUGCAUGAUUGAUGGGUGUGCCAAGGUUGGGAAUGUUUCUCUGGCUGUUGAGCUUUUCAAUCGGAUGCCUGCGUCUGUUAAGAAUGUGGUUUCCUGGAAUUCCAUGUUGGCGCUGCAUGCACGUGUGAAGAAUUAUGAUGAGUGCUUGAGGCUGUUUGGGAGAAUGAUGGAAGGAAGAGGGACAAUGCCGAAUGAGGCUACCUUAGUGAGUGUGCUCACGGCAUGUGCAAGUUUAGGGAGGCUUGGUAUGGGCAUGUGGGUUCAUUCUUUUAUCAGAAGUAACAACAUUAAGUCUGAUGUCUUGCUUUCAACGUGUCUGCUGACAAUGUAUGCAAAAUGCGGGGCUAUGGAUUUGGCCAGGGAUGUUUUUUAUGAGAUGCCGGUCAGAAGCGUUGUGUCAUGGAACUCUAUGAUCAUGGGCUAUGGAUUGCAUGGGAAUGGGGACAAAGCUCUCGAACUGUUCUUGGAGAUGGAGAAGGAAGGUAUGCAACCAAAUGAUGCCACUUUUAUCAGUGUGUUAUCUGCAUGUACGCAUGCCGGAAUGGUCAUGGAGGGUUGGUGGUACUUUGAUCUCAUGCGUCGAGUUUACAAAAUUGAGCCCAAGGUUGAACAUUAUGGUUGCAUGGUUGAUCUUCUGGCUAGAGCUGGUUUGGUGGAAAAUUCAGAGGAGCUGAUAAGGAAGGUGCCCUUGAAGGCUGGAUCUGCAAUAUGGGGAGCUCUACUGUCUGGUUGUACGAACCACUCUGACUCCGAGCUUGGAGAGAUUGUAGCUAAGAGACUUAUCGAGUUGGAGCCACAGGAUAUUGGCCCUUAUAUUUUGCUUUCAAAUAUGUAUGCUGCUCAAGGGAGAUGGAAUGACGUUGAACGUGUAAGAUUGAUGAUAAAAGAGAAGGGGUUACAGAAAGAAGCAGCAUCCAGCUUGGUUCAUCUCGAAGACUUAGAAUCUAAAUAUUAUUUUAAGAAUAAUUCAGGCUAUAGGAAAAGGAUAAUGUACUCGAUGUUGAGGAAUUAG